Aspergillus steynii IBT 23096 is the source of this 1559-nucleotide messenger RNA. Its product is annotated as agmatinase. Gene Ontology annotation, molecular function: agmatinase activity; metal ion binding. The coding region runs from base 247 to 1416 and encodes 389 amino acids. NCBI's taxonomy places the organism in Eukaryota, Fungi, Ascomycota, Eurotiomycetes, Eurotiales, Aspergillaceae. The record is from RefSeq and is a predicted model, not a curated record. The transcript is spliced from 9 exons.
GUCAUCGGCCUGGACUAGUGUAGCCUUCAUCGUCGGUCUGGUUGCACGCCUCCAUCCAAAUGAAGAAACUCGUUGGAGCGAUGAUGUCUCAAUUACAGGGUGGAUGUGGAGGGACGACGCUGGCUGGUCCUACCAAAUCAUUCUUCUACGAUACUUAUAAAUACGCCUGUCCCAUCUAUCCCGACUUCAUCAACACAAUUUCAUCGUCUUCAUUCUCUAUCGGUUCAUCAAUCCACACCGACCAUCAUGUUGACUAAAACUACCCUGCUUGCCCUCUCUGCUCUCGCAUCUGCCCACAGCAAUCUCCAAACCCCGAUCUCCGGACCACACCAGUCCCUAUGGUAUAAUACUCUCCCUGGAGACGGAGGCACACAGGCCGACUCUGUCUUCUCGGGCAUCUCAACAUUCGGCCGUCUUCCCUACUUCCCAUGCCUGUCUAGCGAAGCCGAGAAAUACGACAUCGCCUUCAUCGGCGCUCCAUUUGACACCGGCACCUCCUACCGUCCCGGUGCUCGCUUCGGACCAAGCGGUAUCAGACAAGGUUCUCGCCGUCUCAAUCUCUACGGAGGAUACAAUGUCCCGCUCCAAGCGAACCCGUUCACCAGCGACCUGAGGAUCCUCGAUUGUGGCGAUAUCCCAGUCACCUCAUACGACAACGCCUGGGCCAUCCAGCAGAUCGAAGAAGGACACAACAGCGUGCUCAUGCGCAAGCCUCUCACCGACGCACACUCCCCCGGGCUCUCUAAGGCCGGCAAGACCCUGCCCCGAAUCAUCACCCUCGGCGGAGACCACACCAUCACGUUGCCCCUGCUGCGGAGCAUCAACAAGGCGUAUGGCCCUGUGACUGUGAUUCACUUCGACUCGCACCUCGACUCCUGGAAACCCAAAGUCUUCGGCGGCUCGCCCAGCAAAGUCGCCUCCAUCAACCACGGCACGUACUUCUACCACGCCGCCAUGGAAGGAUUGCUGAAGAACGACACGAACAUCCACGCGGGAAUCCGCACCACGCUCUCCGGCCCCUCGGACUACGAGAACGACGGAUACUGCGGGUUCGAGAUCGUCGAGGCCCGAGAGAUUGAUACCAUCGGAACCGACGGCAUCAUCCAGAAGAUCCGGGACCGAGUCGGCACGGAGAACCCUGUUUAUCUCUCCAUUGACAUUGACACGCUGGACCCAGCUUUUGCGCCCGCAACGGGAACUCCCGAGACAGGGGGCUGGUCGACGCGCGAGCUGCGGACCAUUGUGCGUGGCCUGGACGGAUUGAACCUCAUCGGGGCCGAUAUCGUGGAGGUCGCGCCUGCUUACGAUACCAAUGCCGAGCUGUCUACCAUGGCGGCUGCGGAUGUUCUGUAUGAGAUCUUGACGAUCAUGGUGAAGAAGGGGCCGUUGACUCUGCCUGAAAAGACUGACUUGUAAAUGAGUCUCGAGGAGAAUGGAUAUUCUUGAGGGGAGAUGAGAAGUUGUUGGUGAAUAUUGAUUCGCACCAGAAGUCUGAGUGUAGAAAGCUAGUAACUUGCUGGGACUAACUAGAUAACUAAUGAAUACUGCCUAACACAAAG